This is a messenger RNA of Thelazia callipaeda (thelaziosis nematode), 2130 nucleotides long. Lineage: Eukaryota; Metazoa; Nematoda; Chromadorea; Rhabditida; Thelaziidae. The record is from the annotation of a GenBank genome assembly.
AUGGUGAUCGUAGAUUCGGCACUUGAUGAAAAUGGAGAGGAACCUUCCUUUUCGGACAGCGAAUAUGGCUUUCAGGAGACUGCUACUGAUGAAGAUCUUGUUGGAGAUAUCUUACGCAAGAAACCGUCGUUAAAUGAAUAUGAUCACUGUUGCGUAAUAAUUUCGGGAAUACCGAUUGUUGGUGAGAAUCGUAUAUCAAAAUUGAAAAGUGUUCUAGGGAAAAUAUUUGGCCGGAUUCAUAAAGAAUUUAAAGACUUUUAUCCUGUUGAUGAAGCUGGUUGCACAAAAGGUUAUUGCUUUUUGGAAUAUCCAAGUAGCGAAGUUGCAGAAAAUGCUACUGCAAUACUUCAUGGCUAUCUUCUUGACAAAAGUCAUACAUUCUCAGCGAAUCUUUUCAAUGACUUGAAUAAAUUCGAAGAACCAGAUAGUAAUUGGAAGCCUCCUGAAAAGCGCCCAUAUAAUUACAUUGGUGAUUUAUGGUCGUGGUUACAAAAUGAUAAAUGUUACGAUCAGUUUGCAGUUCAUUAUGAGCGGGAUGCACAAAAUUCAAAAUAUGGUUCUGCAUCACCUUUUGUUGCAGUUUACGAAUAUCGUAAAGGACAAGAUCCAAUUUCAAUAACUGAACGACAUUUCUGGACUGAAACAGUAUUUAAAUGGUCCCCUAGUGGUACAUUUUUUGUGAGUGUUCAUCGCAUGGGCAUCGCUUUGUGGGCAGGAUCUAAUUUCGAGCGAUUUGCUCGUUAUUCUCACGAGAAUGUUGUUAUGCUUGAUUUUUCUCCUUGUGAAAGGUUUCUCGUCACUUAUUCAUUGCCGGAAAAUAGAUGGGCUGAUGAUACAAAUUCACUGCGUAUAUUUGACACAAUGACCGGAGAAAUGAGACGUGGUUUUUCGUUGCUUACGCAUGAUGGAUCUAAUGAGAUACCUUGCUGGCCAUAUUUUCAGUGGUCAGCAGAUGCUCGUACUCUUCGACCUGGUGAAAUAUAUCUAACCUGCCCUGAAGCAAAUGGUUAUGUGGCUUGUCCAAAGCCUGGUGGUAAUGGUAUUAAUGUUUAUGAGACCAAAAACUUUACUUUAUUAGACAAGAAACAUAUCACAAUCGAAAGUUUGCGGACUUUUCGAUGGUCCCCGACUCGUCAUAUCAUUGCUUAUUAUGUUGAAGAACGAACCUCCAAAAAUGCUCCAGCAGAGAUUGGUUUAAUGGAAAUUCCUUCCAAAAAAAAACUUCGUGCGCAGCGAAUAUUUUCUGUGUCAGAAGCAGAAUUAUUCUGGAAUAAAAGUGGAGACCUAUUGGCAGUUCAUACCGAACGUUACCAGAAAAAAAAUAUUAAAACAUCUGCGAAUGGGAUCAUAGAGGAAAUCAAGUAUACGAAUCCGACCUCUCAUAUAGAAAUUUUCGAUGCGCGAGGAAAAGAUAUUUCGCACAAAUCAACUCCUCUUUUAUAUCACUUGGAUACAAAUAAACACGUACCACAGCUGUUAUCAAAGUUUGAGCCAGUAGAACGCUUCAGCGAUGUUCUUUGGGCUCCAGCUGGGGGCUGGCUUGUUAUUUUUUCCGCAGGCACAACAUCCGGCAAUAUUAUGUUUAUUGAUAGCAAUGGUAAUCGUCCCACUCGUACCAGUUUAGUCGAAUACCCAGGUUUUAACAAGGGAAGUUGGGAUCCCACUGGUCGUUAUUUUACAGCUGCAUGUACAAUUGGAGGAGGAAAAGGUGAUACGGGUUACAGAAUUUAUACUUUCCAAGGAAAAGAACUCUACAGAAAGUCAUUAGAUCGUUUACUGCAGUUCAAAUGGCGACCACGUUUGUCAGUUAAAUUACCUGACGAAACUGUCAAAAUGAUACGAAAGAAUUUGAAAACGACAUCAGCUAAAUUCGAAGAGGAGGAUAAAUUGGAGCGUGGUAGAGCCACCAAGGAAGUAAGUGAAAAGCGUAAAAAAAUCAUGGCAGAUUUUGUGCAAAUCCGUAACGCUUGCACAAAGAAAUUAGCAGAAGAAGCGGAACUGCGUGCGAAAUUAAGAGGUGGCAUAGAGACGAUCAUAAUUGAUAAUGAAGAUCUAGUAGAUGAAACAAUAACCGUACCUCUAACCACUGAAAAAAUCAAGCUACCAGAAAUAACAGUACCUGACGAAUAA